AUGAUGAUGUUCUCUCAGCAAAGAUUCUCUGGUCCUGAUCCACCAAGGCCAGAAGGUAUAGAGAAGACCUCCCACGUGAUAGUAUUUAUUCCUCCUGGAUCCAUCUCACCUGGUCUUGGCACAGUCUUUUCUUCAACAGAGCCAGAGUCUGAACUGAAGAGUUUUUGUUCUAGAAACAUACUGAUCAUCCUUGGCUUCUCCUCUAUCAUGGCUGUGAUUGCUUUGAUCGCUGUGGGGCUGACCCAGAACAAACCAUUGCCAGAAAAUGUUAAGUAUGGGAUUGUGCUGGAUGCAGGCUCUUCUCACACGAGUUUGUACAUCUAUAAGUGGCCAGCGGAAAAGGAGAAUGACACAGGGGUGGUGCACCAGAUAGAAGAGUGCAAGCUGAAAGGUCCCGGUAUCUCAAGAUAUGCUCAAAGAUUAAACGAAAUAGAUGCUUAUCUGACUGAAUGCAUGGAAAGAGCCAGUCAAGUGAUUCCAAAGUCCCAGCACCAAGGGACGCCUGUUUACCUGGGAGCUACGGCAGGCAUGCGGUUGCUCAGGAUGGAAAAUGAACAGUUGGCAGACAAAGUCCUGAGUGUGGUGACCAAGAGCCUCAACAACUACCACUUUGACUUCCAUGGUGCUAGAAUCAUCACUGGCCAAGAGGAAGGUGCCUAUGGCUGGAUUACUAUCAACUAUCUGCUGGGAAAAUUCACUCAGAAAUUGAGUUGGCUCAACCUGAAGCCAAAUGGAGGCAAUUCUCAGGGAACCUAUGGAGCUUUAGACCUUGGGGGAGCCUCUACACAAAUCACUUUUGUGCCCCAAAACGAGAGGAUUGAGUCUCCAAGCAACGCUCUGCACUUUCGCCUCUAUGGCAAGGACUACAGCGUGUACACGCACAGCUUCUUAUGCUAUGGGAAGGAUCAAGCACUCAGGCAGAAACUGGCCAAGGACAUUCAGGGUACAAAUGGAAUCCUCAGGGACCCAUGCUUUCACCCUGGAUAUGAAAUAGUAAUGAAUGUAAGUGAACUUUACAGUGGCCCCUGCACCAAGAGAUUUGAGAUGACUCUUCCAUUCGAUGAGUUUCAAAUCCAAGGCACUGGAAACUAUCAACAAUGCCAUGAAAGCAUCCUUGAACUCUUCAACACUAGUUACUGCCCUUACUCCCACUGUUCCUUCAAUGGGAUUUUCUUGCCACCACUUCACGGGGAUUUUGGGGCAUUUUCAGCUUAUUACUAUGUGAUGGAGUUUUUAAACUUUACAUCAGAGGAAACCCCUACUCAGGAAAAGGUGAUCGACAGUAUGGAAAAGUUCUGCUCUCAGCCUUGGAACGAGCUGAAGACAUAUUUUGGUGAUGUGAAGGAGAAGUACCUGAGUGAAUAUUGCUUUUCUGGAGCCUAUAUCCUCUCUCUCCUUCUGAAUGGCUAUCAUUUCACAGCUGAUUCCUGGAAGAAUAUUCAUUUCAUGGGCAAGAUCCACAGCAGCAGUGUCGGAUGGACUCUGGGCUACAUGCUGAACCUGACCAACAUGAUCCCCGCUGAGGAGCCGCUGUCCACACCUCUCUCCCACUCCACAUAUGUCUUCCUCAUGGUCCUCUUCUCCCUGAUCCUGGUUGCAGUGGCCAUCAUAGGCUUGUUUAUCUUUCACAAGCCUUCAUAUUUCUGGAAAGACAUGGUAUAG
Molecule: messenger RNA, 1662 nt
Organism: Puma concolor (puma)
Lineage: Eukaryota; Metazoa; Chordata; Mammalia; Carnivora; Felidae
Source: RefSeq, a predicted model, not a curated record